AAGAAGACGAGUAUGUACAAUAUGCUUAACUGCCCGUUUUCACAUAAUAACAUGCAAAUGUAACAGAAAUCCUGCCGCAAAUACAGUAUUCGUGUCUUGUCAAUAAUAUUGUGUCUCCUUUUCAAACUGCAACAAAGGGUUGUGAAAUAAAAAGAGGGUCAAUGUGACAGGAGUAAUCUGAGAGGUUCUAUUAACACAACGUGAAGCCAUCUGUUACUUAGAGACAGAGAAGAUAAUAAGAUUAUAUUUAACCAGUCUGUGUGAUGACACAACAAAAGACUUACAAGUGUAUUUCCACGUCUUCUCUUAAUUUCGGAAGCAGAUCAGAGACGGGUGGAUUUUUGUAAUUUGAAUUUUUAACUUUGAAAUCACUCUGUGUUUGACAGAAUGCAAAGGUGCAAGAACGUUUGUCUAACAACAGAUCCCAGCAACUGGGUACAAGUCAAGAACUCCAGUAGAAAGGAAGAACAUUGGAAACUGGAAUCGAAUAAAGCGUGUGUCAUCCCCGCGUAUGAGACAGCUGAAAUAGGUGCGUCGUCGGGGACAAUUAGCACGGAAACAUAUGGAAUGUUAGUUCGUCAGCUGGAAGAAUUAAACAUGACAAGAAAAUGUACAAGGCCAAAACUUUGCCCAAAUAAAUUGUAUUCAAAUGAACAUCUGGGGCUUCAAUCGAAGGACUGCUCUGUUACCCAAGACACCACUUUAAGGUUAAGACAACUAGAAAGUCAACAAGAAGAUUCAGUAAGCUUUGAAGAUCCCGUGUCCCAGUUCUCCUUGCUUGGCAGUGGACAUUUUCCAUCUCGAAACUACAAUCGAAUAAACACAGAUGGUUUCCUCCUGAACAAAAAAGUGCCUUUCCAAAAUGGCCAUGUAAUUGAAAGAUAUAAAUCAAGAUUUACACACAAGUUUAUUCUCAAAGGUGAGACUAAUGAAAUUUUCAUCAGCAAUGCCUGGUCAAAUAAGAGGAAUUGCAUACGUAAAGACACCAAUACAAGCAAGGAUUUUUCAACAGAUGAGAGCAACGGUACCAAUAUUGACUUCACAUCAGAGGACAGUGACCUGUCAGAUUAUGAAAAAGGUGAUUACUAUGUCUCAAACUUAAGUAAGCCACUGGAGUUCGGUUUAACACCCGAGGCAUUUAAUACGUACGAGUCUGAAAUCUGUGAAUUUUCUUACCCUGAAUUCCUUCCUUCACCCAUGAGCAACUUGGACUUACAAAAUAUUUCCUUGUUGGAAGGUGAUCAGAAAGGCCUUGUACAGACACAGCAAGACUGCCCCAUUGGGUCUAUUCUGAUUCGUCUAUUGCAAAUGGAAAAAAUGCAACAAAUCACCAUACAGAAAGAGAAAUCCAAGAUGCCUUGUUCAUAUCCAGGCACUGCUGCUAGUGCAAGUUUGACCAAACAGACUCUCAAACAUAGUAAGUCACAACAAGUUAAAUCACCAUGCAUCCAAACAGAAUGCAAUGCUAAUGGUAUUGGUAUAUAUUGUGCAAAUCUGAAGCAUCAGCAUUCAAGUUCCCAACCUCAGUUUUUCUUAAAUGACUACGGACAUUCACGUAGUUCAUUGAUGAACAGGAAUAACUCAAUAAAGAGACCAAGGACCACAUGCGAGUCUCGGAAAAGUUGGAACAAAAGGCCUCCACUAAAGCAGUCUGCUUUAAACAGGCCUCAGUCAAGUUCUGCAAAUUUCUGCAGAUCACAAAGCCUAUGUGCAUUAAAACCUGUCAGGCCACCAUCUAGACCAGUAUCUCUACCUCCCUGUUCUUCUAGUAAAAGGAAAUUCACAGCAUCCAAGAAAAUCUCUGGCAGUACCAUUGUGGUACGUAGAAAGUCAUUCCUUUCACAGAAGCACAACACAUGUGGUUCAGAUGCAACAAAACACUGACUGUCAAAGCGUAAUCUAUCAAAGGUGGUGUAUCAGAAAUAUGCAUGAGAUGACCAUGCUACUUCGAGCAACUGUCGUUUUGUAUUUUGUAACUUUGGUUUAACUGUAGUUAAAAAUCAAGAACGGCAAACAUUACAUUCAUUCAUUUAGGUCUUAAAAGAAAAGUAAACAGAAAAUGCUAUAGAUAAUUCAACACCUGAAAAAAUAAUUACUAGCUUCACACAUUCAAGACAGUUGUUAGCAUCAAGAGUGAAGAGCAGGCAAUAUUACCCUUGAUCUACCUAUAAAACUGAAUCUUUAUAUACCCAUACAAUAGAAAUUCCAUUUAAAAUUAAAAACCAAAAGUAAAGGGCCUUGAUCAUUAUGGAUGUGUAUAGUAACAACAAUAAGGCUGGGGGUCAUGUUACAAUACAUUUUAUUUCAGAAACAGGUUUAUAAAUGCAGUAAAAAAAAUAUCACACUUGGAGUAUGUUAUAAAUUCAAAUAAUGCAUUCCAAAAAUGUUAUCACAUAUUUUGUAGGUUAUUAAAACAACAAAUUGAUUUUUGGUCUCUGGAUGUGCAAAGAGCCUUGCCUAAAGCCGUAACUGGUUCAUGAAGACUGCUACCGCUUUCACGUGCCACUUACCCUACAUAUGAGGUAGAAAAAAAAAAAAAAAUUAAGAAAUACAAUUCAUUGCUGUUAAACAAACAUUCUAAACUUCUAACAGAAUGGCCUGCUUUUUAAAGGAUCAUUGGGAAGUACAGCUAUGGCCAAAUUGUAUCACCUAGAAUUUUAGGCUUGAGAUUGAUCAAUUGAUCUAUCGAUAGAUAGAUAUAAUGUAAUCAAAGAAACUACAAAAUGCUAUCGCAAGUCGACCGGAAGCCAUAAUAAUAGGAGUAUAGUAUUUCAUGUUAGAUUUUGAAAUUUUUCCAUUUUCCAGUUUUUUUGUGAAGUAUAUGGGAAAACUACAAAGUGGUAUUUAAUUCAAUAUGUGAACACAAUUCAGCAGGUUUCAUUCAGCUUCAUGAAACAAAAUUAGUUAAUGGGGUAGCUACUUAACACCAAAUGUUAAAUUGCUGAAUUAAAGCAACAGUGUACAAUACUGUCAAAGGGAGAAGUGCUUUAAAUAAAAACAGAAAACCGCUCUUUUUAGGACAGAAACCUUUGUUCAGGUCUUGAGUUUUCUUGUCGUCGUCUGUUGGACUGCACCUACGAUACAAAAAGCACAUGAACAAGCAUCUUGAUGCAUCUUUUGUCAAAUAUGUGGACCAAAACUGUCAAUUUUACCCUGCAUUUUGUUACCAAACUAUUCAGGCAACAAUGUACUACUGAUUGCAUUGCAAUGUACCACUACUUCUGUAUAACUAGCCCGUAACCCAGUUACACACACAUCUAUCUAUCUAUCUAUAUCUAUAGAUAUAUCUAUAGAUAUAGAUAGAGUGAUCAAAAUCGAUAGAUUGGUGUGUAUAUAUGCAAGUAUAUGCCUCUAAAAUGUGAAAUUAACAAAAGUACUCCAAUGCUCUCUUUAACAACUUCUAUAUGCCAUUUGAAAUCAUCUACUAGAUUAAUAAAUACCAUAAUUUACAUGUAAACAUUUUAAAACAGCACCGUAUAACUGACAUGGAUUUGUGUGUUCCAACCAGGACUAAACCCUUAUCUUUCUACAUAUUGCACAACUAAGGUUGUAGUGUAUAGCAGAAAUUAAUUUCUGUUCCAGCCAGAAAUAACCGUUCCUCCCCCCUCCCCCCCUCUCUUACUUAAUGUUCCUAAGGAGGGAAAGGAUUAGAUAAACAAAAGGUCCACUCAGACAUCUUGGUGGUAAAAUCUGACAGCAAAAUAAUCAUUUUCCCCCCUUGAUGACCUUGGCUUUUGCUGUAAAAUCCCAGCAUCUCAGAAAGGAAAAAUAAGUAUUUAUAUUCCUAGAAUACACAAAACUUGUUGGGAGCCUCCUCUUCCAGGAUCAUAUACCACUCUAGGUGAAAGAAAAGGCUGAAGAUAUUGACUUUCACAUUUACUUAUACAGAUUUAUCACAUUGGUAAUGUUAGUACUACUCAUUUGCUGCCACAUGUUUAUCUACACAUGCCAUCAGAAAUGACCUUGUUAAGUAGGUGAAGGUCUUGUCUCAUUCAAAGCAGAACCACGGAGUGGAUGACGUAGACUGUGCCUCCAGACAUAGUAGCAUAACUUGAUUUCAAUCUCAGCACCAUCCAAGGGAAAAGUGAGAAAACAUCACAAAUAUGAGUUAGUUUAUAAUGAAAAAAAACAAAAACACAAUGGGAUAUGUCACCAUUUAUAUGAUUGCUUACAACCUACCAUUCAUGAAAAAUAAAAAGCAUCUGCCACAUUAAGAUAAACAGAACCGUCCAUUUCUGCAUUUCUAAACAUUUAGUUGCUGGGACAAAAGCUGGCCUAAAUACAGCUAUUACAUUAAGGUUCUAACCCUACCAAAAACAAAUAUUUGCAAAGUCAUUGGACAAGCAUCACCACAGCAAAGAAAAUAUCUUAAAUGUCUGCAACCAC
Messenger RNA from Acipenser ruthenus (sterlet), 4386 nucleotides. Its product is annotated as protein FAM217A-like. The record is from RefSeq and is a predicted model, not a curated record. NCBI's taxonomy places the organism in Eukaryota, Metazoa, Chordata, Actinopteri, Acipenseriformes, Acipenseridae. The coding region runs from base 388 to 1884 and encodes 498 amino acids. The transcript has 6 exons.